AUGUUGAAUGCUUAUUUAUAUCGACCCACAACCGCUGCAGCAGUUGCCCUAAUGUCCGGACUCCAAGGGCACCCGAAUGGUUAUCCUCAUCACGCUCAGCACCACUUGUCCCACUCUCAUCAUUCAAUGUCCCUCAACUCAGGCCUAUCAUCCUUACCCACCGUGGGCUCAGUUAAAUGUCAACUUCGCCGACACAAGUCCAAUCGAAAACCUCGAACUCCUUUUACCACUCAACAACUUCUCGCCUUAGAACGUAAAUUUAAAGCUAAACAAUAUCUUUCCAUUGCUGAAAGAGCCGAAUUCUCAUCUUCUCUUAAUUUAACCGAAACUCAGGUCAAAAUUUGGUUCCAAAAUCGUCGGGCCAAAGAGAAACGGUUAAAAGAAGCGGAAAUUGAAAAAAUUCGUAUGGCCUCAAGACCGGCGACCAUUUUAUCAUCUCAUCCGUUUUCACUUUCCUCCGGAUUCCCACCCAAUGGUCAUCAUCACCUCUCAUUACACCAUCACCACAAUCAAGCACAUCAUCCAUCAGUAUUAUCAUCCAAUGGUCUUCCUCAUCAUCAUGCUCAUAAUUUAAUCUCAUCUUCAUCACCUCCAAUAUCAUCAUCAUCCUCUAGUCAUCAUAAUCCUUAUCAAUAUCAAUCUAAUGUUAAUCCAUCAUCAUCCCAAUCUAAUCUUCAUCCAUUUGCUGGUUUAAUGUCCCACCUUAAUCUGUUGGCUCAAUCAAAUCUAUUUAAUAGUAACAAUAAUAAUCCAAUUAAUUCUGAUACUAGGAAAACAAUUAACUCAUCACCUUCACCUGGAUCAUCAUCUUGUAUGUAAUCAAGUUAAUCAUCAUCACAAAUCAUAUUAAGUUAAACAAGAUUAACAUUCUUACUCUUUGAUAAAAUCAUUAAUCAAUCAUUAAUCAUUAAAGAAUCAGCAUCUUAAUUGUGA
Messenger RNA from Panonychus citri (citrus red mite), 933 nucleotides. RefSeq names its product homeobox protein XHOX-7.1'-like. The record is from RefSeq and is a predicted model, not a curated record. NCBI's taxonomy places the organism in Eukaryota, Metazoa, Arthropoda, Arachnida, Trombidiformes, Tetranychidae. Gene Ontology annotation, molecular function: DNA-binding transcription factor activity, RNA polymerase II-specific; RNA polymerase II transcription regulatory region sequence-specific DNA binding. Gene Ontology annotation, cellular component: nucleus. Bases 1 to 819 code for a protein of 272 amino acids. Gene Ontology annotation, biological process: embryonic morphogenesis; regulation of transcription by RNA polymerase II. The transcript has a single exon.